GGACCCGAUGUUCCUGGAACCAUACUGGAUGCGGCACGCGGAGGCCAGCGCCGUGGUGGUCUCCGGAUGGCACCGCAUGAGCUACAGAGCCACCGACGGUCUCUUCCAGUCCGUCGAGCUCGAGCGCUGCAUCAGGCGGCUGCACAGGGCCGUCGGCAACGCCGUCGCCGACGACAAGCAAAUCGUCUUCGCCACCGGCUCCAUGCAGCUGAUCAACGCGCUGGUGUACGCCCUGUCCCCAGACAGCAACUCCGGCUCGACGGCCAACGUGGUCGCCACCACGCCGUACUACCCGGCUUACAGAACGCAGAUCGUGUUGUUCGACAGCCGGGAGUACAAAUGGGCCGGGAACACCUCCAUGUGGGCGAAAGCGUCGGGGAACUCCACCACCAAGGAGGACGUCAUCGAGUUCGUGACGUCGCCGAACAACCCCGACGCCCUGCUCCACCAGCCCGUCGUCGUCGGCUCGUCGGCGAUCCUCGACCACGCCUACUUCUGGCCGCACUUCACGCACAUCCUCGCGCCCUCCGACGCGGACGUCAUGCUCUUCACCACCUCCAAGCUCUCCGGCCAUGCCAGCAGUCGAUUCGGGUGGGCGCUGAUAAGGGACGAGAAGGUGGCCAAGAGGGUCAAUGACUACAUUAUGCAGAACACCAUGGGCGCGUCCCGCGACACCCAGCUCCGGAUGCUUGCCAUCUUCAAGACCAUACUGGCCAACCUGCACGGCAAGGAGGACAUCUUCGCCUUCGGGCACGACGUGAUGACGGCCAAAUGGCGCAAGCUUAGCGCCGUCGUGUCGCACUCCCGCCGGAUCUCGCUGCAGAACAUCCCUCCCCAGUACUGCACCUACUUCGACAAGAUCAGGGAGCCAUCCCCAGCUUAUGCGUGGGUCAAGUGUGAGAGGGAGGAAGACAGUGACUGCUCCGACGUGCUGCUCAAGGCCAAGAUAAUCACACGGUCCGGCGUCUGGAACGAUGCCAGCAGCCGGUACACGAGGAUAAGCCUCAUCAAGUCCCAGGACGACUUCGACCUGCUCCUCGAGAGGAUCACAGAAUUUGUCGAUGCCGAGCUCACCGCUGCUGGUUCCAACUCCAUGUGAUGUCC
Triticum dicoccoides is the source of this 1104-nucleotide messenger RNA. RefSeq names its product tryptophan aminotransferase-related protein 3-like. Gene Ontology annotation, molecular function: carbon-sulfur lyase activity; transaminase activity. Gene Ontology annotation, biological process: amino acid metabolic process. The transcript has 4 exons. The record is from RefSeq and is a predicted model, not a curated record. The coding region runs from base 8 to 1099 and encodes 363 amino acids. NCBI's taxonomy places the organism in Eukaryota, Viridiplantae, Streptophyta, Magnoliopsida, Poales, Poaceae.